AUGAGAGAUAUCCAAAUCGCCGGGUUUUCCACAGGCAAACUUUUUCAGCUGUGGAAAGAAGGUUGCGAGAAACUGGCCAAAUUCAACCUAAGCGUGAGGGUAAUGGACAAAGACGUUUCGAUUACGUACAACAUCGAGGCGGUACAAGGGGGCGUCGCGAAGCUUCCCUGCAACAUUACGCCUUCCCUUCCGGGUGACAAAAUGCAUAUAGUCAUCUGGUUUAAGGACGGGGAUAACCGAAGAACCCCUAUAUACUCGUUCGACUCGAGGGAUAAACUGCUGGAACAGGGGAAGCACUGGGCGGACGAGGGCGUCCUGGGGGGCCGCGGGUACUUCCGCUACCAGGACGGCCCAGCCAAGCUAACGCUGGACAGCGUAAGAGACAGCGACGGCGGGAUCUACCACUGCAGGGUGGAUUUCAAACAGACGCCGACGAGGAACGUCAAAGUCAACUUGACUAUAAUUAUUCCGCCAGAGAAGCUGAGCAUUCUUGACGAGUCCGGUGUGCACAUACCUAACUACAUACUCGGACCAUAUAACGAGGGAUCCUCGAUCAACAUCACGUGCGUCGCUACUGGAGGCCGGCCCCCGCCCAAAGUGACCUGGUGGCAGGAGAACGCCCUGCUCGACGACUCUUUCGAGCACUUGUCUGAGCGUAGGGUUAGGAACGUUCUCCACCUGGAGAAACUCGAAAGGAAGCACCUUCACACCGUAUUUACUUGCCAAGCGUCCAACAAUAAUCUAGUGGCGCCCAUUUCUAGUUCGGUUACGCUCGACAUCAACCGUGAGUUCUAA
Anoplophora glabripennis (Asian longhorned beetle) is the source of this 795-nucleotide messenger RNA. Its product is annotated as synaptogenesis protein syg-2-like. The transcript is spliced from 5 exons. Bases 1 to 795 code for a protein of 264 amino acids. The record is from RefSeq and is a predicted model, not a curated record. Lineage: Eukaryota; Metazoa; Arthropoda; Insecta; Coleoptera; Cerambycidae.